AUUUAUUUUUUAACGUUGACGUUGGGAACGUACGUACUACGCUGUAAAUCGUAAUAUACCUAGCUGUAAUUUAAGUUUAUCAUCAAUAAAAAAAUUGGUAUAAGUAUUUGAAUAGAAUGGCUGUAAAUUGGAUAGCGUGUGAACUAUGCGCCUUAAAUUCUGCUAAAGAAUUAUGAUUUUACAUGGAUACGAUGUAAAAGGAGCGACAAUUCACGUAAACAUGGGGCUAACCCAUAUUUUUUUUUUUCUUUUGCUGCAUCGAUAUACGGUGUCAACGCCGCCAAAUGAUGGUGAUGCAUCGAAAGCUUCAGAUUUGUGCAACUCCACCACUUCGGAAAACGUGCAUUACGAGUUUACCUCGGAUGUUGUGAACAGUGAACACAUAAUUACAUACAAAGGCUAUUUUCCAAGAACAACUAGAGAGAAUUACGUGAGCGCUGCAUUAAGAAAUGCUGGGGUGUCGAAUUGGACGAUACUGCAGCGUAACAAUCCGGCCAAUGAAUACCCCAGUGACUUCGACGUAGUGAUGAUAGGCGAGGAGGGCAGGAGGGCUCUGGACGCGCUGCGGGACCACCCGGCUAUACGGCGCGUCACUGCGCAGAGGCAAGUCAUGCGCACCAUCAAAUACGUGCGAGAGGACGACUGUGGUCCUAACGGUUGUCUGUACUCGGGCUGGCGCAACCACCAGGCCAGAGCCCUACACUCCCUCCGAAAAACACGAGAUAAUGACGGCUACACGUCCCGGAAGUUGCUGCGGACGGUCCCGCGUCAGAUCACGUCGGUGUUGAAGGCGGACGUGCUGUGGUCGCUCGGAGUUACAGGCGAGGGUGUAAAAGUGGCGGUGUUCGACACCGGUCUCGCGCGCGAUCACCCGCACUUCGGGCGCGUGCGCGAGCGCACCGACUGGACGGGCGAGAAUACGCUCGACGACGCGCUCGGGCACGGCACGUUCGUGGCGGGCGUGAUCGCGUCGCAAGCGGACUGUCGCGGGUUCGCGCCCGACGCCGAUCUCCACAUAUUCAGGGUGUUUACUGAUAAUCAGGUAUCAUACACGUCGUGGUUCUUGGACGCGUUCAACUACGCGAUAAUGCGCAAGAUCGACGUGCUGAACUUGAGCAUAGGCGGGCCGGACUUCAUGGACCAUCCGUUCGUCGACAAGGUCUGGGAGCUCAGCGCUAAUAAGGUGAUAAUGGUGUCGGCUAUCGGCAACGACGGCCCUCUGUACGGCACUCUGAACAACCCGGCGGAUCAGAUGGACGUGAUCGGCGUCGGCGGUAUAGGGUUCGACGAUCGCAUCGCCAAGUUCUCGUCCCGGGGCAUGACCACGUGGGAGCUGCCGCAUGGCUACGGUCGUAUGAAACCAGACAUAGUGACCUACGGCAGCGGUGUUCGCGGGUCCAGUGUCAAUGGCGGAUGCAGGUCUCUUAGUGGAACGUCAGUAGCGUCGCCAGUGGUGGCCGGUGCGAUCGCGCUCCUGGCUAGUGGCGUGCCGCGGCAUCACCUGACCCCCGCCUCCGUCAAGCAGGCGCUGUGCAUGACCGCCGUGCGACUCUCCGGCCCGAACAUGUUUGAACAGGGACACGGGAAACUCGACCUUAUUAGUGCUUAUCAGUUUCUGCGGCAAUACGAGCCGCAAGCGAGCCUCAGUCCGUCGUACAUCGACCUGACCGAGUGUCAGUACAUGUGGCCGUACUGCACGCAGCCGCUGUACCACAGCGCGCAGCCCACCAUCGCGAACGUCACCGUCAUCAACGGGCUCGGCGUGUCCGGACGAGUGAGGGAGGUGACAUGGCACCCCCAUUUGCCGCACGGCGUUUUGCUGUCGGUCUCGGCGGAGUACAGCGAGGUACUGUGGCCGUGGUCCGGCUGGCUGGCGCUCAGCUUCACUGUCAAGGAGGAGGGCGCUGACUUCGAUGGCGUUAUUGAGGGCCAUGUCAACAUGACGGUCGAGAGUUACGGCGAUAAUGGGGACAGGAUACUGAAGAAUGCCACUCUUACACUCCCAAUAAGGGCCCGCGUGAUCCCUGUCCCGGUGCGUUCCCGGCGGCUCCUGUGGGACCAGUUCCACAGCCUGCGAUACCCGGGCGGUUACUUCCCGCGGGACGACCUGCGCGCCAAACACGACCCGCUCGACUGGCACGCGGACCACGUGCACACAAACUUCAGGGACAUGUACCGCCGUUUGAGAGAACACGGAUUCUACCUCGAAGUCAUGGGUUCACCACUAACAUGCAUCAACACAUCUCUCUACGGUGCUCUACUCCUAGUUGAUCCCGAAGACGAGUACUUUCCCGAAGAAAUGGCGACGCUGAAGAAGUCCGUUGACGCGGGACUGUCGCUCAUAGUGUUCGCCGACUGGUACAACGCGUCGCUGCUCAGAUACGUUAAGUUCUACGACGAGAAUACUCGUCAAUGGUGGAUACCCGAAACGGGUGGUGCUAACGUGCCCGCCCUGAAUGAUCUACUCAGCAUGUAUCAGGUGGCGCUAGGUGACCGCGUGUUCGAAGGCUCCUUCAAGCUGGGCGGUCACCCGAUGUACUACGCGAGCGGCACGCACAUACACAGCUUUCCUGAACACGGAGUGCUGAUCACGGCCUCACUGAGUGAUCAGGGGCAGCAGAUAAUGUCGUCAGAGAAGCCAAACGGCGCCGGCAGUGUGUCGGGUGGAGGCCCGACUGUAGACGUCCCCAUUCUGGGCCUCCUGCAAACAGACGGCGAAACCAGGGACUACACCAACGACACUAUGGACAAACUGCCCAAGGCGGGUCGGCUAGUUGUAUACGGCGACUCCUCCUGCCUGGAAGGAGGGGCGGCUCGCAACUGCCACUGGCUGCUACUGGCCGCACUGCAGUACGCGCUGGUGGGACACUUGCCCCCCGCUCUGAAGGAGGCCGCCGCGCCACUCCAAAACCGCGUCAGGGAUGUGCACAUUAUACCGUCAGAGCUACCUCAGCGGUCGGAAGGUGGUCGCUUGCACGUAUAUUCACGCGUGCUGUCGCCGGACGGCAGCGGGCCCAGGCCCGUGCCCGAGUGCGUAAGGCCGGUGCCCCUGACCCCCCACCCGGUGCACGCCGCGCCAGCCGCCCGGACCCUCGCGCCACGGCACCAGCCCACCGACCCUAAGAGCAUAGGUGCGCCAGAUUUAGAAGGAACAGAGCCGGCGCCGAGGGCAUGGCGGGGUGCAGGGGCGGCGCCCGCGAGGUCGCAUCCAGGGCCGGAGCACUCUGCGCCGACGCUCACCAGCCGCGCCAUCACGCUACUUCUCAUUGUAGUAGUGGUGUACUGCACUACCGCCUUAUGGAAGAGGUUCGCGCGUAAGAUCCGCAGGCGACGUCUGAUGGCACUCGCCACCUAGCACAAGGCAAAGUUUUGCAGGACCAAAAACCACGGCUGACGGUGUCGUCGGCGACAUAA
Molecule: messenger RNA, 3414 nt
Organism: Manduca sexta (tobacco hornworm)
Lineage: Eukaryota; Metazoa; Arthropoda; Insecta; Lepidoptera; Sphingidae
Gene: S1P
Product: membrane-bound transcription factor site-1 protease
Exons: 20
Coding region: 173-3355 (1060 amino acids)
Biological process (GO): proteolysis
Cellular component (GO): Golgi apparatus
Molecular function (GO): serine-type endopeptidase activity
Source: RefSeq, a predicted model, not a curated record